CGACGAAAACGAAAUUAGUUUGAAUUUUAAUUGGAGAGCUAACGGAGGAGGAGACGAUGGCUAUGGAGAUGACUGUAGACUUCCCUUACUGGAACCCUCUCCGACGAAGGUUUCCUCCCGAUUCUCCUUUCUUCGCUUCCGGAAAUGUCGAGCGCGAACUACUCGCUAAACAGGUGGCAUUGGACUUAACAGAAGAUGAGAUCAACAAUCUGCAGAUUAUAGUGGAAACUGAAAGCAGAAGAAUCUCGUGUCCCAUUGUUGGCUGCCCUGAGCGGUUGAAUUCUCUGGAUAGUUUUGAAGAUCACUAUAAGGCACGCCACACUGCGUCUUGUUCAGUAUGCUCGAGGGUCUACCCUACUUCUCGCUUGCUAAGUAUCCAUAUAUCCGAAGCACAUGACUCUUUCUUUCAAGCUAAAGUUGCUCGGGGUUAUGACAUGUACGAAUGCCUUGUGGAAGGGUGUGGACUGAAGUUCAAGAACUACAAAGCCAGGCAUCGGCACUUAGUUGAUAAACACAAGUUCCCAACGACAUUUGAAUUCUUUAAGAGGACUCAACUCUCAAAGAAGCGAAGAGAAAAACUUCAGAGGCAACAUGUAUCAAAGCUAAAGCAUGAAGAAGACAAAGAAGAAGGUUCCUCAGACGCCAUGGAAGUGGAGGACAAAGCCAGCGUUGACGGUCUUGUCUCAGCACUGUCAACACUCACCACCUCAGACACAACUCCGUCGAAUGUCAGCUUUGGGAGACGCCAUGGUCGUGGGCUGACCUUUGUUCCACGGUCUGUUCAUAGGGGAAAACCGACCAAAUCUUCGUCUACACCCGAGCCAAUGACUUAA
Eruca vesicaria subsp. sativa (arugula) is the source of this 833-nucleotide messenger RNA. The record is from the annotation of a GenBank genome assembly. NCBI's taxonomy places the organism in Eukaryota, Viridiplantae, Streptophyta, Magnoliopsida, Brassicales, Brassicaceae.